CGUACAUGGACCUAAAUGCAUUAACUCUGCCGACCAUACCACGGUCGAAUCAUCUUGGCAACUGAAUUCUGAUCAACAAUUGUGUUGACCGAGCUUGUCUCCAAAAUAACUCUCAUUGUUGGUUUCGCGGCUUCCAUGCUGAGUCUGUCAGACUUCUAGAACGUUUCUGUGCAUUACUCGACCUCGGAAUGUGUACUUUGGGUUCCGGGGAUUUUGUGUGGACCGCAAAUUCAAGAACUUGGUUCUCACUAUUCCACAUAGUCACAACCAAGUAAGCUUCACGGACAAUUCACAAUAGACGAUACCUGGCAAGGUACCAGCACCGUCGGGAAGAGGUGUAGUCCAACUCAUUCCUCGGUCACAACCAAUGCUUGCCCUCUUCACCUACCCCAUCAAGUCAGCACCGAGAACUUCAUUACACAUCUGAACCAAAUUAUCCUCUAUGGACAUGGAAACACCACUAGAAGACGGCGACCAGCCGCCCCCCUACUCCCCCCCAUCCUUGAACAAUCAAUAUCAACCAGCCCCAUCUACUCCGCAGUUCCACCCCAACUCCCUAACCUCACAUCUACAUGACCACCUCUCCUCGCUCCCAUACCGCAUCAGACAAACCCAACAACACCGCAACGCCCAGCAAACCUCAAGCGACGUCGCCCUCCUCGACCACCUGGUCCCCAUCAUAGAAUCCUUCCUCAGGGACCUAGGCGCCCAAUCCAUCGCCCCUCCCCUGGCAACCCUGACCCUCGUCCCCGAAGCCGCAGUGCCCGAAGAUGCGGUUCUUAGUGGACUUGACGACAUGCUACGGCGCGGGGAAAUAGGGCGCGUAUUCCGGGUCUCCAUCCUUACCGCGAGGAAGGAUAGCAAGGGUGAAACGAAACCUAGCUCCACAGGACCUCCAACCACAACCACAGGAUCGCGCGAGUUCACCGACUGGGGACGCUGGGGCUCUUCCGGUGGCUCGUUUGGCAGCACGGAGCCUUCCAAACUAUUCUGGUGGCGGGACGAGGAUCUUGCGAAGCGGCUGGCAUUGUACUUACAGCCACAGCCGCAGCCGCAGCAGGAGAAACCAAGCAGUACGCCUUCUCCCGCAGCUCAGAUAAGCGCGGUACAGACUGCGGUGGAGCAGAGGAUACCGGCUGACAAGGAGAAGAAAGGGGGCAGGGGGUUUGGAUGGGGGAAGUGGCGGAGCGUCAGCACGGGGUCACCGGCAGCUGGCACGUCAUCUAAACCCCCUACUAUGUCCGAAUCGUCGCGGAGCGGGAGGGGGUCCGUUGCUGGCGGGUUUGUGUCGGGGCUUAGCGAAGAAAGGGUUGGUGUGGGUGAUGGUGAGCGGACGGAGAUGAGAGUCACCGCCGAGGAGGUUGCGUUCCGCCGGCAAAACGACUUUGGGAUAUAUGAGAGCAUGAGUGGGGUUGCUGUCGUUGUUACUGUCAGGGUUAGACCAUAGGGGACACAAGGGGACAACGUGCAAGCCUCGACCAACACGCAUGCCACAUUCAAGACGUCGGGGCAAUACCGUAAAGCGCCCACUACCCAACGACUUGUAAAAUUACCAGUAUCCGGGCCACACUCUGACGAUCCUCUCGGGC
Molecule: messenger RNA, 1589 nt
Organism: Pseudomassariella vexata
Lineage: Eukaryota; Fungi; Ascomycota; Sordariomycetes; Amphisphaeriales; Pseudomassariaceae
Exons: 1
Coding region: 443-1447 (334 amino acids)
Source: RefSeq, a predicted model, not a curated record